AUGAUAUAUUUCAGUGAUACAGUUACUGAAGAUAAAGUUCAUAAUUUAUUUUUACGAAAACAUUAUAGAACAUUUACAGCAUUAAUUGCAAACUUUUUACCCAAAAUAGAAAAUUUGCGAACAAAAGAAAUUAGAGAAGUUCCAGUCGAUUCUACGAGUGGUUCAUCGUUAAUUAUGCCUCCCAGAAAAGGAGGAACUAAUUUAUCCAAACAAGGACAAAUUUAUGUUAAUGGUGAAAAUGUAAAUCAAGGUCAAACAGCAGUAGCUGAUGUUGGAGGAACAAUGGCGAUGAGUCAUAUUCCGAGAACAAAGGCCUAUGCUACAACAAAGACUUCUUCAGGAACAAAGGCUGGCCUGAUAAAGCAAUCAAAUUUUAGCAUUGCUCCUCUAAUUCUAGAGGGUGUUAAGCUACAUAAAUUACAAUUAAAUGAUGUUAUCAAACAGCAUUUAAAGGACUUACGAAUAUCUGAUAUUCAGCUAAGUCGAUCAGGUCACUUUACAAUAUAUGCAGCUGAUGUUAGCUCGUUUAAUCGUCUAUUAAAUGAGUUAACACCAAUACUUGCAACAAAUGGACAGGCUACAGCUAAAAUAUAUGUGCCCCGAUCCAUUCAACGUAUUAAAGAUACGGAAAAGGUCGCAUUUGUUAAAAAUGUCGACAUAGAAAUUCCUGAAGGUCGAAUAACUGAAGCAUUAAAGGACGUUGGACUUGAUGCUAUUGAUAUUGUUCGACUAAUGAAUAAAACUAAAAAUGUUCCUACUAGAACAAUCAAGAUUACAUUUAGUGAUCCACAUAAUCGAAAUACAUUCGUCCAUACUGGUUUACAAGUGGACUCAAUACAUUUCAUAGCUGAAGCAGCAAAUCAAAACACCAAACCUGUACAAUGCUAUAUAUGUCUGAAAUACAAUCAUGUGGCAAAAUACUGCAAAACGAAACAGCAGAUAUGUGCUAGAUGUGGUGAAACUCAUCACAUUGAACAAUGUAGUGCUGGUAGUGAUGUAGUAAAAUGUUGCAAUUGUAAAGGAAGUCAUUUAGCAACAUCAAAUGAAUGUGCAACUUAUAAAGAACAGGAGAAACGAAUUAACAAUUUAGUUAAUCAAUAUUCAUCUCCGAAUGUACCAACAACAUCAGCUCCAGCCAUUCAUGAUUUAAAUGAAUUCCCAUCGCUACCAAACAUCUUACAACGUCAACAAGAACACAUUCAUAAUGAAUUAUUCGAUGAAAUUAUCAAUGUAUUAAGCAGCAAAAUGGAAAAGAUUAUCGAAGAAACAACCAGCCGACUAUUCCAGAAGCUACUUACGAAGAUCAAGAAGAUCGAAACAUUCAUCGAAACACACGACAACAACGUUAAAGGUGCCUUGACUUUAUCGGAUUCUGAUUCAGAAGAAGAAAGUCAAAUAGUUAAACACAUUAAAAACAAGCAAAAACAAAAGGUAGCAAUAUCCAAUUUAACCACAUCUGCAAAUGAUACAUCAAACAAACCAACAACAACCUCAAACGUAACUUCAUCGAAACCACCACGAAAAGCUAAACAAGGAUCAAAAACUACAAAAAGAGUUCGAUCACCCAACAGCUCCUUAGAUACAUCGACAUUUGACAGCAAAGAUCUCAAAACAAGCAACAACGAUGAUUAG
This is a messenger RNA of Rotaria sp. Silwood1, 1632 nucleotides long. NCBI's taxonomy places the organism in Eukaryota, Metazoa, Rotifera, Eurotatoria, Philodinida, Philodinidae. The record is from the annotation of a GenBank genome assembly.